GCGGCCCGCGGGCCAUGGAACCCGCCAAGGCCGGCGCGGUUCGAGCGCUCCGGUGCGCGCAUUCGGGCGCCUUUCCCCCGUGAGCCCGGCGGCGCUCGGACCGGGCCGCCCGCCGCCGGGCAGCUCCGCCCGCCUCUAGCGCCGGCUGGGCGCGCCCCCGCCCCGGUGCCCGCGCGUGCGCGCCCCCGCCGCCGCGUGUGAGUGUGAGUGUGAGUGUGAGUGGGUGUGGGUGCGAGCCGGGCCGCCGACGAUGCCGCGGGGCCGCCCCCCGAAGCCCAGGGAGAGCAAGGCGCGCGGCGACUCCGAUGGAGUUUUAACAUUGAAUGCGGAGAACACUAAUUAUGCCUAUCAAGUUCCAAACUUCCAUAAAUGUGAAAUCUGUCUACUAUCUUUUCCAAAAGAAUCCCAGUUUCAACGCCACAUGAGGGAUCACGAGCGAAAUGACAAGCCACAUCGAUGUGACCAGUGCCCCCAAACAUUUAAUGUUGAAUUCAACCUGACACUUCAUAAAUGCACCCACAGCGGGGAAGAUCCUACCUGCCCUGUGUGUAACAAGAAAUUCUCCAGAGUGGCUAGUCUCAAAGCGCAUAUUAUGCUACAUGAAAAGGAAGAGAAUCUCAUCUGUUCUGAGUGUGGGGAUGAGUUUACUCUGCAGAGUCAGCUGGCCGUGCACAUGGAGGAGCACCGCCAGGAGCUGGCUGGAACCCGGCAGCAUGCCUGCAAGGCCUGCAAGAAAGAGUUCGAGACCUCCUCGGAGCUGAAGGAACACAUGAAGACUCAUUACAAAAUUAGGGUAUCAAGUACAAGGUCUUAUAACCGGAAUAUCGACAGAAGUGGAUUCACGUAUUCGUGUCCGCACUGUGGAAAGACGUUUCAAAAGCCAAGCCAGUUAACGCGACACAUUAGGAUACACACAGGUGAAAGGCCGUUCAAAUGUAGUGAAUGUGGAAAAGCUUUUAACCAAAAGGGGGCACUGCAGACCCACAUGAUCAAGCACACAGGUGAAAAACCCCAUGCCUGUGCCUUCUGUCCUGCCGCCUUCUCUCAGAAAGGGAAUCUUCAGUCGCACGUGCAGCGAGUCCACUCAGAGGUCAAGAAUGGUCCUACCUAUAACUGUACAGAAUGUAGUUGUGUAUUUAAAAGUUUAGGCAGCUUAAACACGCAUAUCAGCAAGAUGCAUAUGGGUGGGCCACAGAAUUCAACAAGUUCCACAGAGACUGCUCAUGUUUUAACGGCCACACUCUUUCAGACGUUACCUCUUCAACAGACGGAAGCCCAACCCACGUCGGCCUCAAGCCAGCCGAGCUCCCAGGCGGUGAGCGACGUCAUCCAGCAGCUCCUGGAGCUCUCAGAGCCGGCGCCGGUGGAGUCGGGGCAGUCCCCGCAGCCUGGGCAGCAGCUGAGCAUCACAGUGGGCAUCAACCAGGACAUUUUACAGCAAGCCUUAGAAAACAGUGGGCUGUCUUCAAUUCCAGCUGCAGCACAUCCUAAUGACUCCUGCCAUGCCAAGACCUCUGCACCACACGCUCAAAACCCCGAUGUUUCCAGCGUUUCAAAUGAGCAGACGGACCCCACAGACGCAGAGCAAGAAAAAGGACAGGAAAGCCCAGAGAAACUGGAUAAAAAAGAAAAAAAAAUGAUAAAGAAGAAGUCACCGUUUCUACCUGGCUCCAUCCGCGAGGAGAACGGCGUGCGCUGGCACGUGUGUCCCUACUGCGCCAAGGAGUUCCGCAAGCCCAGCGACCUGGUCCGCCACAUCCGCAUCCACACCCACGAGAAGCCCUUCAAGUGCCCGCAGUGCUUCCGCGCCUUCGCCGUGAAGAGCACGCUGACAGCGCACAUCAAGACGCACACCGGCAUCAAGGCGUUCAAGUGCCAGUACUGCAUGAAGAGCUUCUCCACCUCUGGCAGCCUCAAGGUGCACAUUCGCCUGCACACAGGAGUUAGACCUUUUGCUUGUCCUCACUGUGACAAAAAAUUUCGAACCUCAGGCCAUAGGAAGACUCACAUUGCUUCCCACUUUAAACAUACGGAAUUAAGGAAAAUGAGGCACCAGCGUAAACCUGCAAAGGUCCGUGUUGGCAAGACGAAUGUUCCAGUCCCUGAUAUUCCUUUGCAGGAACCAAUCCUCAUAACUGACUUAGGUCUCAUCCAGCCCAUUCCAAAAAACCAGUUUUUCCAAAGCUAUUUCAAUAAUAAUUUUGUCAAUGAAGCAGAUAGACCAUACAAGUGUUUUUACUGUCAUCGUGCAUAUAAAAAAUCUUGCCACCUUAAACAACACAUCAGAUCCCAUACAGGUGAAAAACCUUUUAAAUGUUCUCAGUGUGGAAGAGGCUUUGUUUCUGCAGGCGUGCUCAAAGCACACAUCAGAACACACACAGGACUGAAAUCUUUCAAGUGUCUGAUAUGUAAUGGGGCUUUCACUACUGGUGGCAGCUUACGGCGACACAUGGGUAUCCACAACGACCUUCGUCCCUAUAUGUGUCCCUAUUGCCAAAAAACAUUUAAGACUUCACUAAAUUGCAAAAAGCACAUGAAAACCCACAGAUAUGAGCUUGCCCAGCAGCUCCAACAGCAUCAGCAGGCAGCCUCGAUAGAUGACAGCACCGUAGACCAGCAGAGCAUGCAGGCCUCCACUCAGAUGCAGGUGGAGAUCGAGAGCGACGAGCUGCCGCAGACGGCAGAGGUGGUCGCAGCGAACCCCGAGGCCAUGCUGGACCUGGAGCCUCAGCACGUGGUGGGCACGGAGGAAGCAGGGCUGGGCCAGCAGUUGGCAGAUCAGCCUCUGGAAGCAGAUGAAGAUGGGUUUGUGGCUCCACAGGACCCUCUGCGAGGGCACAUAGACCAGUUUGAAGAGCAGACCCCUGCGCAACAGUCCUUCGAACCAGCAGGGCUACCCCAAGGUUUUACAGUGACUGAUACGUACCAUCAGCAGCCUCAGUUUCCACCUGUCCAACAGCUACAGGAUUCCAGCACACUUGAGUCUCAGGCCCUCUCCACAAGCUUCCACCAGCAGAGCUUGCUGCAGGCUCCCAGCUCUGAUGGGAUGAAUGUAACAACUCGCUUGAUUCAGGAGUCAUCCCAAGAGGAACUGGACCUGCAGGCGCAAGGUUCCCAGUUUCUGGAGGACAACGAGGACCAGAGCAGGCGCUCUUACAGGUGUGACUAUUGCAACAAAGGCUUUAAGAAGUCCAGCCACCUGAAGCAGCACGUGCGGUCGCACACCGGGGAAAAGCCCUACAAGUGCAAGCUCUGUGGACGCGGCUUUGUUUCCUCUGGGGUCCUCAAGUCCCACGAGAAGACACACACAGGAGUGAAGGCGUUCAGCUGCAGUGUGUGCAAUGCUUCCUUCACCACCAAUGGCAGCCUCACCCGGCACAUGGCCACACAUAUGAGCAUGAAGCCUUAUAAGUGUCCGUUUUGUGAGGAGGGUUUCCGAACUACAGUGCAUUGUAAAAAGCACAUGAAGAGACACCAAACAGUCCCCUCUGCUGUGUCAGCCACUGGAGAGACAGAAGGAGGAGACAUUUGUAUGGAGGAAGAGGAAGAACAUUCUGACAGAAAUGCAUCACGGAAGUCUCGUCCUGAGGUCAUCACUUUCACGGAGGAGGAGACAGCCCAGUUAGCCAAGAUCCGGCCGCAGGAGAGCGCCACGGUGUCAGAGAAGGUCCUGGUGCAGUCCGCGGCAGAAAAGGACCGCAUCAGUGAGCUGAGGGACAAGCAGGCGGAGCUGCAGGACGAGCCCAAGCACGCCAACUGCUGCACAUACUGCCCCAAGAGCUUCAAGAAGCCCAGCGACCUGGUGAGGCAUGUUCGAAUCCAUACUGGAGAAAAGCCAUACAAAUGUGAUGAAUGUGGAAAGAGUUUUACUGUGAAAUCCACUCUUGAUUGUCAUGUGAAGACUCACACAGGUCAGAAGCUCUUCAGCUGUCACGUCUGCAGCAACGCCUUCUCCACGAAGGGAAGUCUGAAGGUCCACAUGCGUCUGCACACGGGAGCCAAGCCCUUCAAAUGCCCGCAUUGUGAGCUGCGUUUCCGUACCUCGGGUAGAAGAAAGACACACAUGCAGUUUCAUUAUAAACCAGACCCAAAGAAGGCCAGAAAGCCUAUGACUCGAAGCUCGUCGGAAGGACUGCAGCCUGUAAACCUCCUCAACUCCUCCUCUACUGACCCAAACGUGUUUAUCAUGAACAACUCUGUUCUAACAGGACAGUUUGAUCAGAAUCUGCUGCAACCAGGACUGGUGGGCCAAGCUAUUCUCCCUGCCUCUGUGUCAGCUGGGGGUGACCUGACCGUGUCUCUGACAGAUGGGAGCCUGGCUACCCUAGAAGGCAUCCAGUUACAGUUGGCUGCUAACUUGGUUGGACCAAAUGUACAGAUUUCUGGAAUCGAUGCUGCCAGCAUUAAUAACAUUACGUUGCAGAUUGAUCCAAGCAUUCUGCAGCAGACGCUACAGCAGGGCAACCUAUUGGCUCAGCAGCUCACGGGGGAGCCUGGCCUGGCCCCACAGAACAGCUCUCUCCAGACGUCGGACAGCACGGUCCCUGCCAGUGUUGUCAUCCAGCCCAUCUCAGGCCUGUCCUUACAGCCCACAGUGACCUCUGCGAACCUGACCAUAGGCCCGCUGUCUGAGCAGGAUUCAGUGCUGACCACUAACAGCAGUGGGACCCAAGACCUCACUCAAGUGAUGACUUCGCAAGGUCUAGUGUCCCCCUCCGGCGGUCCCCACGAGAUCACCCUGACCAUUAACAACUCCAGCCUGAGCCAGGUCCUGGCACAGGCCGCUGGGCCCACUGCCACGUCUUCCUCGGGGUCUCCACAGGAAAUUACCCUGACUAUCUCCGGAAUCAAAACACGCUCCGUGGAGAUCUGACGUGACAGAGGGAAGCAGCCCCACUUCCCUGAAACACACCUGUGGAGAAGGACAGCAUUCUAGAUGGACUCAACCAUGAAGGGCAGGAUUUCUGCUGUUUCAGAGAUAUUUCUGCAGAAAUUAAUUUCAGAACUGAAAGAAAAGGUAUUCAUAAGAAAACCAGAAGCUUUCUUUUUCAGGAAGGUGUCUUCAUUUCUUUUAAUAUAUUAGUGAGAAAUUUGAGGAACUGUUUUUAGGUACAGCUUUGCUUUUAAAUGAGAUGCAGUGGUUUUUAGAUGCUGUUGGACAGCAAAAAUUAACAUUGAAUUUUAUAUAAUUCAGUAACCUUCCUCCUUUUAAAAUUAUAUCUGAAUUUUAAUGUUGGAAAUACAGAAGAGUUAUAAUAUUUUAGGAAAGCUAUUUGGUUGAUCCAAUUAACUUUCUCGAGUACACUUAAUAUAAGAAGUAUUGUGCUAGGUCCUAUCAAAACUACAUAGUGCAUGGUUCUUGCUCAGAGUUAAGAAAAUGUAUUCUUCAGUUUGUGGAUUGUGCCUCUGUUCUUCCUGUGUGUUAUUAUUGGCCAUUUGGUUAUUUUGUUAGUAUAUUUGAAAGUGUAGAUGAAUAUAACUAAUAUUUUAAGAAUUUGGCUUCAGCUGUUCUAGGAGAAAACCUUAAAUGAGUUAAUGAAAUAAGUUUGGUUUCAACUUUGGGCUUCAGAUUGUUUUUUCUCACUUAUUAUGAUGGAUAAUGAGAAUUGGCCAUACAGUUCCUUAUCCCGUUUUGAAAGGGCUGCAAAAAGCAUUUAAUUUACGGUAACCUGUUAAAAGCAUCUAGAUAUUCCAUAGAAGUUUUCAAAGAUUUCAUAGUGUGUUCUUUUUUCCAUUAACACAUAGGAUUAUAAAUGCAUGCAAGUACUAGAGAAUGCACAAAUCACUUCAGCUAAGUUUUGCAGACUUUAGGCAGUUCAUGAGUCCUAGCAUUCAGAAAAAGGUUACACGUUGAGUGAAAAGCAAAGACAGUCCUUUGCCUCCCGGAAUUACCCUGUCCAGAUACAAUGAAAGUCCUUUUACCUGAUGUUUUCAGCCCAGUUAUUAAUAAAAAGGUAUAUAAAAUUGGGAACCAAACAAGUGACACCUGCAUACUUUGGAGAUUCAUCCACGGAUCUUUUGAAUAUGGGUCUGCUCAGGUGAUAAUACAUUUUCUACUUUUUAAAAUUUUUGCCUGUACUUAUGUUCAUCAUGCAGUUUCAUCUCCUGUUUCUCUUUCUUUAGCAUUGCAUGAGAAUGUAGGUCACUAUAAAGCAAUCAUAGUGCAGCAUACUUUUGUCUUUUGAAUCUUUUUCUGUCUGAUUUUGUGUAGUUGUCUUGCCUACACCUAUUUUGACAGCAGAAUGUUUAAAGUAUCUUGUCUUUACCAAGUUUUUCCAAGGCAUUCAAUUUGGUUUCCAUUUGAUGUCCAACAGAUUUUUUAUUCUCAUAUUCAUUUCUAGUUGCCAUACUAUUUGAUUUCAUUAUAUCAUUACAGUAGCUGAUGAAGCUGGCAUAAACGGGUUUUGAAUCAAGCAAAUGUGUUUUAGUAGGAAUGUAUUGCAGGCAUGUUAGUGUGUACUUGAGAGCAUUCAGAACACACAGGAUAGGAACACAGCACACGGGAAACCGCAGCAUCGUGGGCUCGGCAAGCCUGCCCAGUGGAGGGCAGGGAGGGGAGGUUCUGUUAUCGCCUGGUGAUGCCCCUCAGAUCCUUUUAACAUGCUUUUGCUAUACCUGGCAGUGCACUAUAUUUGGAAAUAUUUUCAAUUCAUUGAUAGUUUCAUUCCACACAGUGUGUGAUUUUUAGGGCCUAAAUACUGAGUUAAAGUAGAACUCAUAAGAAGUAUUUUUAAAAUACUUCACAGCUUAAAAAGUGUGAACAAAUACUGUCAUUUAGGGCAAUGCAUUUUGUGGUCUCAUUUUCAUUUUUCCAUAAAUUGUACUGAAAUGACAAUGAAAGCUUCGAGGAUAUAAUUAUAUGUUUAACACACUUGCCAAUACGCAUCUUAGAAUGUUGUUUUCAGAUACAACAAUAUUAAUUUCCAUUUAGGUCAAGAACUUAUUCAACACACUUCUAAUGGAAAUAGUGAACUAUUAAUAAACAGGAGCAUAAGAUUGUUAGUGCCUGAAAUCAAUAAUCAAUCUACAGGUGCCACCCUAACAAUAAGCAAUGAUCAGCUUCUCUCCCAGAGCACAGCAUUGAGCUCUUCAGGCACACAGCACACGAGUUAGCCAAGAAAGACAUUAUAAGAGGUCGGAGCUAAAGAGCUCUGCCCACAGUCAAUGAGGAGUUAAACUGUCCUUAGCAUGACAGGUGUGUCAGCGUCAUGCUUUGUCACAUGGAUUAUCAUUCUGUAAGGAUUAGUGGCUUAUAUCUAAUUCUAGGAUACAAAAUUCUCUCUAAUGUUACCAACCAAUUGAUGAUGUUACUUUUUAAGUCAUGAAAGUAAAUAAUUUUAUUCAACUGUACAAAGCAUCGUAUAUUUAUACAAGUUAGCAUGUUAAUAACUCCAUGUACAAAGCUGUCCCUUUCUAACCCAGCGCUGGAAGACUCUUACUUAGCUCAUUACUUCUGCCCUCCAGUGAGAAUUUUCUGACACCAGCUGAAAAUAGAAUUGAAAAAUGGAAAGGAGGCAGCUUUCUAAGAUUUUAAAGCAUAGAAUUUUACGAAAAAGAAACAUAUUAAUAUUGGCAGAAACUGCAAUUACUUUUGCACCAAUGUAAUAAAUGAGCUCAUGUAAGAUAAAUGACAGUUUCAUAAGUAACCAUUAACAGUUUAGGAUAACAUACCUAUCUCGUUCUCUUCACCUUGUAGAGAUUGCAUUCACUUCUUAGCCUUGUUAUUUUCCAACUAUGUAUAUCACUUUGUGAGGAAAAAAAAACUAAUCUUCAGAUAUGUUUGUACCCAAAAGCUAGACCUCUUUUCAUGCUUAAUUCUUAAUUGAAACGACCUCUUGUCCCAUAGUUCAUUUAUUCCAUAAAAGAUUAUAGUGUCUGCUGUGUGGUAAGAAUUGUGCAAAAUCUGGGACUGUGACUCUGGGCAGGUCAGAGCUGGUCCUGUGUUCUGGAUCUCAGAACAAAUGGAGUACAGACAUUUUUUUAAGAAUCCACAAGUGACCAUAAAAUUACAGCUGUAACCAUAUAUAAAGGAGAGGUGAUGGCACAGAGAGCACAUGUCACAGGGGGUGGCUCUGUGGCUUCUUUGAGGACAUCCUGGCUGAGCUGAGAGAGGGGCUUGGGAGUGUGGUGGCUUUUCUCCCAACGCCAGCCACUCAGCUUUGCAUGGCCCAUGGUGGCCUUUAGCUGAAGCAAGGAGGUGUGGAUAUUUUAAUGGGUGGAAGGUCCAAAAUAUAUGAUGUAUUGUUGAAGUUAACAUAGCAAAUGUUUUUCUCCAAACGUUUUCUAAAACUCAUAGUUGGUGGUUUUUAAAGGAUCAGGCAGUGUGUUCUUCUCAUCUCUAGAAUUCUAAUCUUAGGCUGUGAGUUCGUCAUCUUUCCCCUGCUGCAUGGUUCAUGUUGCAAUGUGAAGACGUGCUGCUUGUGUGUGGGCCAAAGCGAGUGGUAGUCGCUCGUGGUGCAGAGCUCUGGGUGAGAUGUCUGGAUUCAUGCCCUGCUGGCCGGCCUCACUGAGCAGGAAACUGGCCGUCAGCAGUGCAGCCUCAUGUCUUCCUGGAAACUCUGCUGGACAUCCUUAGUGAGCCCCUGGCACAUUGAUGGAGAGACAAGUCGAGUUGUAGAGGUUUCAGUUUGAGUGGAGUGGUGUUUGUGCCUCUUGGUGAUCCUGGAUGUUUGUAGGCGCAGCAGAUUGCUUGAUUCGAAAUUGGGGACGUUCUGACCGAAGGGAGAAGUUGGAUGGAAUGAGGGCGCACGCACUCCAGGGCUCUACUCUAGCUGCCCGCGUUUCUUUAAACUCCUGUGAUCUGGCUAGUUCGGUAGUAAGUGCUGUACCUAUAAAUUCACCUCCACAGACGCAUGUUGGAAGUGUCACACCAGCAUCUCACACUCAGGUGAGGGUCCUCUCAGGGCAGGUGAGCUGUCCUCAGUCAGUGGGUGCAAGGCUCCCACAUGUUAUGCAGCUGACAUUUCUGUACAAACAGCAACAUACCCACUUUGCUGAUUUGCAUUUUUUAAAUUAUUAUUCUUUUAGACCUUUUUUUAAAGAGCCAGCCGAGGCCGGGCAUGGUGGCUCACGCCUGUAAUCCCAGCACUUUGGGAGGCCGAGGCGGGCGGAUCACCUGAGGUCAGGAGUUUGAGACCAGCCCGGCCAUCAUGGUGAAACCCCGUCUCCAUUAAAAAUACAACAAAUUAGCUGGGCUUGGUGGCGGGUGCCUGUAAUCCCAGCUACUCGGGAGGCUGAGGCAGGAGAAUCACCUGAACCUGGGAGGUGGAGGUUGCAGUGUGCCGAGAUUGUGCCACUCCAGCCUGGGUGACGAGCAAAACUCCGUCUCAAGAAGAAAAAAAAAAGAGUCAGCUGAGAAAAUCAGUCUCUCUCUCUCUUAGGCUACUUUAGCUUAUAUCCCACUUGUUAAAUUAAAAAAAAAAAAAAAGCUUUUCAAGGGAUUGGGUGACAUUAUAAAAUAAAAGAUGAAUGCAUAAUUAAAGAAUAUUUGUGUAUUAAUGUGAUAUCGGCUAUUCUUAAAUACAGGCUUAGUUUUAUGUGAUCAAGUAAGUUGUCUUGUGUUCUUGAAUACUUUUGGCAUCUUUGAAUAAUCCUGGGUAUAGGAAGCAAUUGUUCAUAUAUUGACCCACUCAAUCCUUGAUAUUAAGCAGAUGUUUUUAGAGUGGCUUGCACAUCCCAUUUGUCCUAGUUAUAAUUAUGUAGUGGAUCUCAACUGUAUAGUAGUAGUUAGGAGAUUGCCUCUUAGUGAGCAAUAUUUAUCUAGAGUCAAAGUCAGUUUCAGAUCUAGCUUGAGGCCACACCACUAAUAAUUGAAAUUAAAAUGACAUUAUUUUGAAAUUAAACAUGACUCUUCUAAGGUAAACACCCAAAAACCUCUAAUGCCCAUACAAAACUUAUGUUGAGCGUAAUGAAUAUGUAUGUGGCUAUUAUUAUUUUUUGAUUCUCUAUGCAAGCAAGGUUUGGUUAAGACUCAUCAGCUUCUAGGUUAACUCUGGCUGUUUCAUCUUAAUCGAAGGCAUUGAAAGAAGUGUAUCACCACUUAGGGAUUUGCGAUGAAUCCAGGCGAGACAAUUAGUCAGAAUUUCACGUGCAGGACAAAAGCACAUGCUUUUGUUGAGAUUCGUGAUGCAGGAGUUGAAGACUAUUUCAGAGUUUCAUCCCGACAACAUCCAUUCCCAAAUCUGACACAAAGAGUUUUCCUUAAGAAGUGAUCCCAUAGAAUGUAAGUACUGUCUCAGAAGCAGAUCGUAGUCUUGAUAGAGGCUUGAGAAAUUUAGCACAACUUUUUAAGGAA
This is a messenger RNA of Gorilla gorilla gorilla (western lowland gorilla), 10294 nucleotides long. RefSeq names its product zinc finger protein 236 (gene ZNF236). The coding region runs from base 251 to 4873 and encodes 1540 amino acids. The record is from RefSeq and is a predicted model, not a curated record. Gene Ontology annotation, biological process: regulation of transcription by RNA polymerase II. Gene Ontology annotation, molecular function: RNA polymerase II cis-regulatory region sequence-specific DNA binding; DNA-binding transcription factor activity, RNA polymerase II-specific. Lineage: Eukaryota; Metazoa; Chordata; Mammalia; Primates; Hominidae. The transcript is spliced from 26 exons. Gene Ontology annotation, cellular component: nucleus.